UACACAUUUACCUAUGUAACAAAACUGCACAUCCUGCACAUGUACCCCAGAACUUAAAUUUAAAAAAAUAACAACUGUUGCUUGAAGAACAGUCAUUUGAGGAAUACUAUUCUUUAUAUGCUUUUGUUUGAAAACGCCACCUCUCAUCUGAAAUUUAACAAUGGCUGGUGAAGUCAAGUCUCCUAAUGGUUGCUGUGCCAUGAUUGAUGGCUUAGAAUACUUGCCACGUUAACUUUUAGGGGUAGUAACUUGACUGAAACACCUUUCUCCACAGCCUAGUCCUCAGUCCCACAGGGGCAAGAUUUCUGUUUUGUUAUUGAACCGAGAAAUGCUGACUCUCAGUAACAUUUGCUUCAAUACUUUUUUUUGGUUUUCUUACAUAACAUAUAAAGAAAAAUACGAGAAGCAGGUUAAAUUUUGCACUUUCUGAAAUAAAACAUAUAUAUGUGUGUAUAUAUAUAUGUUUGUAUAUUAUAUAUGUAUUCUUUAAGUUCUGGGGUACAUGUGCAGGAUGUGCAGAUUUCUUAUAUAGGUAAACCUGUGCCAUAGUGGUUUGCUGCACCUAUCAUCCCAUCGCCUAGGCAUUAAGCCCAGAAUGCAUUAUAUAUUUUUUCUGAUGCUCUUCCUCCCCCCAGACUCCCAAUAGGCCCCAGUGUGUGUUGUUCCUCUCCCUGUGUCUAUGUUAAAAUGUACAUCUUUUAAUAUGACUGCUAAAAAUGAUAAUUUCAAAGUCUCUAAUAUUCUCAAGCAUCCUUCAUCUCCAUCAGAGGGUGAAGGAGUAUGAGCUCUGAGAACCAGAGCAGUGUGUCCGAGUUCCUCCUCCUGGGCCUCCCCAUCCGGCCAGAGCAGGAGGCCAUGUUCUUCGCCCUGUUCCUGACCACAGUGCUGUACCCGAACAAGGUGCUGGGGAACCUGCUCAUCAUUCUGCUCAUCUGGCUGGACUCUAACCUUCACACCCCUAUGUAUUUCUUUCUUAGCCACUUGGCCCUCACUGACGUCUCCUUUUCAUCUGUCACUGUCCCUAAGAUGCUGAUGGACAUGUGGACUAAGUACAAAUCGAUCCUUUAUGAGGAAUGCAUUUCUCAGAUGUAUUUUUAAAUAUUUUUUACUGACCUGGACAGCUUCCUUAUUACAUCAAUGGCGUAUGACCAAUAUGCUGCCAUAUGUCACCCUCUCCAUUACACUGCCAUCAUGAGGGAAAAGCUCUGUGUCUUCUUAGUGGCUGUAUCUUGGAUUCUGUCUUGUGCCAGCUCCCUCUCUCACACCCUUCUCCUGACUCAGCUGCCUUUCUGUGCUGCGAACACCAUCCCCCACAUCUUCUGUGACCUUGCUGCCCUGCUCAAGCUGUCCUGGUCAGAUAUCUUCCUCAAUGAGCUGAUCAUGUUCACAGUAGGGGUGGUGGUCAUUACCCUGCCAUUCAUGUGUAUCCUGGUAUCAUAUGGCUACAUUGGGGCCACCAUCCUGAGGGUCCCUUCAACCAAAGGGAUCCACAAAGCAUUGUCCACACGUGCCUCCCGUCUCUCUGUGGUUUCUCUCUAUUAUGGGUCAAUAUUUGGCCAGUAACAUUUCCCAACUGUAAGCAGUUCUAUUGACAAGGAUGUUACUGUGGCUCUCAUGUACAUGGUGGUCACACCCAAGUUGAACCCCUUUAUCUACAGCCUUAGGAACAGGGACGUGAAAGAGGCCCUUGGGAAGCUCUUCAGUAGAGCAACAUUUUUCUCUUGGUGA
Messenger RNA from Chlorocebus sabaeus (green monkey), 1728 nucleotides. Its product is annotated as olfactory receptor 1J2. Lineage: Eukaryota; Metazoa; Chordata; Mammalia; Primates; Cercopithecidae. Gene Ontology annotation, molecular function: olfactory receptor activity; G protein-coupled receptor activity. Gene Ontology annotation, biological process: G protein-coupled receptor signaling pathway. Gene Ontology annotation, cellular component: membrane. The record is from RefSeq and is a predicted model, not a curated record.